Molecule: messenger RNA, 481 nt
Organism: Bipolaris maydis ATCC 48331
Lineage: Eukaryota; Fungi; Ascomycota; Dothideomycetes; Pleosporales; Pleosporaceae
Source: RefSeq, a predicted model, not a curated record
ACCGCACAACAGCUUAUUAACUUUAAUCCUAACUCUAAUUGAAUCUACACUCGCUCAAACUACACCAUGAAGUUUCUCGCUGCCGCCACACUCUUCGGCUUUGCUGCCGCCGCCGUUGAGACCGUCACUAUCUUCAACUUCGUUUACAGUGGCGUCAAUGGCUACCCCGAAAUCUCCUUUCAACUUUCUGUUGAUGAAGUGAUGUGCGCAGCAGACAACUACACCAUCGUUUCACUCGGCAACCCAUGCGAUAAGCCCGAGUGGACUUUCGACAUUCUUGAGGAACUGGGCCGCCAGAUUCGCUUGCACCAUACCGUUGACGGGGUCACUCACACUGGUGAUUUUGCUAUUCUCCUGAACGGUCCUAUCCCUACCUUACUCGGCCAGGUUGGUAAUUCCACUGCCGACCUCGACAAGGUUACAUCCUAGAAAGUUAUCAACCAUAGAUAUCCUAAUAUAAUGAGAAUCCAUUACCCUUCUU